AUGACUCAUGAACGUAUAUCCGAAGAAGCGCAUGGCGAACUUGCCUCUUUUUUUACAAAUGAAACUGAUCUUUUACUUGGCGAUGAAAUUAUGGAUAUAGUCAAUGGUUCUAAUUUUGUAAAUGAUCUUAAUGAUGUUGGUCUAUGUGAUUUCGACCAAAUGAUCGAAUCAAUAAUGGGUCCUGUUGAACCAAAUGACUUAGAUAAAUACUUAGGUCUACCCAAUCAACAAGUUUUAGAUAGGUCUCCUGAUUAUGACAACAAUUGUGCAUUGGCUUUGAGUGAUAUAUUUGCAACACCAAUUAUAAAAGGAGAAAAGAUUUAUUCAAAUACUAAACAAGUUGCAUUGUCACAAUCGGUUGGUGUUGGUCAAACACAAAAUAUACCCAAACCUUCGCAAAAAAUCUCUAUUCCUUAUGAUUUAGAAGAAUCUUUUCGACCUCGUUACAAAAGUGACUAUUUUGCUCAGAAUGGAAAAAAUCGUAAACCAAGAUAUGUUGCUGAUCGAAUUGGUAAUCACUUUGUUACUAUCAAAGUUCCAGUAGGUGUUCGUGGUUAUAUUCGAGUUGCUUGGCUAACAAUACCUGAUAAAUCUGGAAAUCAAUAUUAUAUGCCUUACAAAUUUCAGCAAAGUAAUGUUUCAAUACAAGAACAGGAUGUUAACCCAUUAUACGUUCCAAUUGCUGCUGAUAGCCAUGGAUAUAUGAGAUUAUAUCUCGUAUUAAUCAAAUCAACACAAGGUGAACUUAAAUCGAUUAGUUCAUUGGAACCAUUUCAACCAUUUCGCAAUUUGUUUGGUGCAUUAGAUGAAAAGAAGACAGAACAAAAAUUGGCAUUAACUCCCAAGCAAUUGAUUCAUAUGUAUCAAUUAGAUCAGUCUCAAUUAGCAUUUACAUUUUGUUCGAUAAGUCCAGAUGGAAAGCAGACUAUACAUGAAUGGGAUACAACCGUUUAUUCAACAGUUCUCACUGAACUACCACCAGAGAAUUCAAAACGAAAAAUAAUUACAUGUCCAAGAUGCACACAUGAAUUUCCAUUACAGAUAAAUGGUGAUGAUGAUGGUACUCCAAAAAAAGUUACAAAGAAACGAAAAAAAUAUUAUUUUUAUUUUAGUUAUAAAGAAAUUGAUUAUGUGCUUGAUAUAUUUGCAUUUCUUCUACAAAAAAAACUUGUACUUAUGGCUUACUAA
Messenger RNA from Adineta steineri, 1188 nucleotides. Lineage: Eukaryota; Metazoa; Rotifera; Eurotatoria; Adinetida; Adinetidae. The record is from the annotation of a GenBank genome assembly.